Molecule: messenger RNA, 3806 nt
Organism: Verruconis gallopava
Lineage: Eukaryota; Fungi; Ascomycota; Dothideomycetes; Venturiales; Sympoventuriaceae
Exons: 2
Coding region: 671-1150 (159 amino acids)
Source: RefSeq, a predicted model, not a curated record
CGGUCAAAUUAGCUCCGCUGGAGCUUGACUUGUCAGCAGGUUAGUGGAACAUACACCGUUUCCCGCGUCUUCAAACCUCUUUGCGGGCCAUUCCCCAGAAGCUUUGCUUCAUAGACACAUCAGAUUCCACGCUGCAAGCUAGUCAUACGUACAGGCCAGUGAGAUAGCGACACGUGUGGGAUAAAGGGCAGACCUCGAAUCUCCUAUAUCAACGAACAAGCUUCAUUUAGAUCAGCCCGUUCAGCCUUGGGUAUAACCACGGUCAAAUCGCAUUAAUAGCGUCUAUGGGCGAUCGUUGGAUGUUCUCUAACCUGCCGCAGACGACAUAUAAGCAGCGGUUUGAAUCUCAUGCGGACGAACCGGAGGCCGCCGCAAACAAGUUCAGAAAGAUAUUUAGCAGACAACGCCGUCACGAAUAGCGAGACCUCGCUUUGCUUGACCGGACACGGGAUAAUGUCGACGAAAAAAAAAAGGUUGGCAAGGUCCGGUUGUGAGUCGACAGCCCAUGCAGAGGUUGAGGCAAAACACUACGAUGCUACUCGAGAAACAAAACGACGCUCAAGAGCGAUGUCAGGAUGCACGGCUGUCUAUGCUCGCUUUGCGGACUGGCAUGGAAGAAUGAAGCACCGAAAUUCCAUCCUGCCUUUUUAGCUUGCGCCGGAAUGCGAGUAUGCACUGGAAUCCCCAUCCGGUGCGGGGCAGCGGUCCGCCACGUGACCACGCUAGGCCGAUUAGGGAGGUCUUUGGGUUCGGCCCUCCCCUCCCGUGCGAACGUCAACGAACCUUCAAUAUCCAAGUAUUUUGGCCACAUCCAAGACCGCACCAUUCCUUCCCCUUCUCGGCUGCUGCCAGGGAGCCAUCUGCGAGAUCGUGUCUGUCUUGUUCCAUUUCGCGGGCGCUUUGGUCAUCGUGGAAGAAAGCUGGUCCAAUGAUGAUCGACGCACUGAUGCGUUGGCGGCUAUUGCAGCACGGGCACGGCGGGCGAACGAAUCAAGAGCAAGGAAAAAAGUCAUUUCAUUCGUUAUCACGGUACCGACGAAGAAUUAAUACAAAUGAGCGAAUCGCCAACUGGCGAUUUGGAUCAAUUCCGGCUCCUUUCCCUCCACAAAUUGCCCGGCAACCGCUCGAAGCUCACCAAACCGACGUUUGAGAUAAGACAAGGUAGAACACGAAGCACUCGCCUUCGGAACACCCUUUCAACAGCGUCAACAUUCCGAUCGCCCCUCCGCAACGCAUUUCAUUGGUGCGGACUCUAGGCGUAGUUGUAAUCCGGCGCUCUUUGACUGGUGAUGUUCGUUCGUCGCCGGUGAAUCUCCGAAUAGAUGUUCUGGAUCUCGUCGUCAAGCGACGCAACGUUCGCAUACGCCUUUUCGACAGACGCCGGGUUCUUCCCCUCGCUCUGCCAGCGCUUGAUUCUCUCACACUCCGCCUCUCGCUUACGGAGCUUUGUGUGGUACUUCUCGCACAGCCUGCAUUUGUUUGGCUGGUGAUACGUCUCGAGCACAAGCUUCAUACCGCAGGUUUCACCCAUGCGAUAUUCCUUGUUGCAGUGCUGCUUGAAGUUACCCCAUUUCCAGUCGCCGCACUCAAACUUGUACAUUUCGUAGAAGCACAUUUUUAGAAAAGAGCUUGGAUCGGUUCCUGCAGUACCUGCAUUAGCCCUGGUCAAAUUUUCCGACAGGCUGGGACAUUCACACCUCGAGGACCUUGAUGCUUUGGAGAUCUUUUGAUCUUAUUGGCUAGCCUUGUCGACCUUGGUCAAACGUUCAGCCUCCUCCACUGAAGCGCCAGGCUGGAACGGUGUUCUCACCAAUAGAUAUCGCAACUAUCCCUCAAACAGAGAUGGUCUUAGCUGCUCUGGACGGGUGAUGGUGAAGGAGCUGUGUCAGAGGCUUCGGGUUUCAAACAAGAUUGGAUUGGAAGAGGGAAGAGGAGUUCUUCUUCGAGCUCGUUGUCUGUCUGAGGAUUCCUCCAGAGAGAGCCCUCCUAUUUAUGCUCCAGCAAGGUGGUCAAUGCCACUGCGACGACUGUAGUCCUUCAGCCAUGGCACGAGCCCUCUCAUCGUCUCAUCGCCUCGACAAUGCCGGCUUAUCGAAACCCCACUUUCUCAUCAUCCAACGAGGAUGCCACGAUCGCUCGGCCUGCUUCGUUGUUGACCGCCAGACCGCCCUAGACACAUGGUGCUACGACCCUAGGCCCUGUCUGGCGCUGUCCGUGUGCAGGAAGAUAUCACAGCUCGCGAAGAUCAACUACUUCCGGCCCGGCCGCUCCAAUUAUUGUACGACAAGACAUCGAAAAUGCCUCAAGGUCAUGGGCAGUUUGUCGCAUGGUUGUGUCAAGGACAUCUUCCUGCGCAUGUUGUAGAAACGCCAGCUUCACGGACCCUGAAGUUUGUACAAAUUGAGGUUUCCAGAUGCCGUCACGUGCGGGAUAUCAAUGGCCAUCCAAUGACACGAGGCAACCUCGCGUCCCGCCUUGCAGCCACUACUUGGAGAAGUCCUCAGAAGUUACCAGUGCUUUCGACAGCGUUGGCGGGUAUUGUCCACGUUUGUUCGGCUUGCUACCGAUACCGAGAAUAGUAAGGGCCUGUUACCUAUCACUUCACCGUUCUUCCGAAUGAGGCACGUCAGGUUGUACGGCCUUAGUUCUUCAGCCUGUGUUUGCAGCUCUCAACUUUACGGGAACAACCAUCGACAUGGAGCAGCAUUCCUAACCCCCGCAGCAAAUCCGUGUUCGCUUAGGGUUUUUGUUUCAGCUCACGUUUAGGUCUCCCCCACCAUUGUUCUCUUGCGAGACGUAUAGACGAUCCAUCUGCUGCCCUAUGCUUUCUGGAAUCAAUUCGCCUUACGUUACACCUGGACGUUUUCCCCGGUAUUCGAUCAGCUUAUCUUUAGCCGAUGCACCCAUGGGCUCCACCGUCGAAGGCCAUGUGUUGAACAGUGCUGAUCAUGGUGGUGAACUAAUGCAGCACAUCGGUUCAUUGGUAAAUCAUGGCCAGUCAGAAGAUGUCCCAUGCCCUCUACUUUGGCGAAUGUGCCGUGAAAUAUGGAAAUGAGUGGUCAAUCGUUCUGUUUAUGCACUCUCCCAUGCACAGCCAUUGCAUAUUCUGGUCCCAGAAGUUCUGGGUGGGACUUCCCUUCCGUCCACGCAUGACGGCUUGAUCAUUCGGGUGUCUUAGUACGCUAAGUGAGGCCGAAGAAGAGUCCAUCGAAGAUCAGGCUACGUGGCGAGCUGCCUUUGGUUGAACAUAUGAAUGGCUAACGCCGUUCCAGCAUCAUUUUAAUGCGCAGACUGACAAUUUGCUAGGGAUUAUCUCCAUUUUCGCUGCAUACUAGGUUGUGUGUUUAUCCUUGCCCAGCGGCCUCGCCGUACAUUCUUGUGUCGCAAAACAGCAGAUUUUGCACGUCAGAAGACUCUCCCUGGUCCCUUUGACCGGUCAAAGACUGUCUUGCCUGCAAAUUGAAUGGCGGAGACUCGCUGUUCGCACUACGAUGACCAAAGUGGUGGCGAAAUGAUGCAAAUCCCUUAUCACUCCACCACGCCUUGUCACUUGGAACACUUCUCCAAGCACGACUCAGCAGGGUCUGUUGGGACCAAUUGCGCAACUCAUCCGCCAGAACCUGCCACAAAAACGUUCACAAAGGUGACCGUUGUGUAUCCGAGUUUGGAGGUUGGGCACCGCAGUUGCUGACGUUGAAGCGAGUCAAGACGCCACUUCCCAGCUGUGCAUCUCUUGCCUUGCCCACAGGGGUCUAGACAUUAUAUAGUAAAUAAACACAAUCACAAGAGCCAAUGAUCAGAUCAAA